AUGUCGUUACAGGACGAUCCCUCUGUGGCCCGGGGCAGCAUGUCCCAGACGCUCACCAUCAGCGUCGACCGUGGCCUGUUCCUGUUCCAAACCUCCCACUCAGCAAACGUGCCUACCCCGCAUCUUGACAUGCACAGGCAGCUUGAGUUGAGCGAUGAGGAGUCGGACAACCCUGAGACAUCAGCCUCCUUGGUUCCAGCCAAGCUGCUUCUUGCCUGGGCAAUUGUUGCCAAGGCCUUCGCUGGUACCGACAGUGUCGUCAUUCUUGGCCCCAAGGUCCAAUUGGAGGCUCAGGCCUCGAUCGUUCUGGAUGGAGAUAGGUUGGUUGUUGAUCAAAUCAAGGCGAUUGGUUCCCAUCUGGAUGGUUCUGUUAGUUCCAACCAGGCGAUAACCCCCGUCCUUGACCAGCCCCAACUUCAUCCCCUCGCUCUGCGCUAUGCCUACAGCGAGGGUGAUGUACCUGCCAUGGAUGGUUGUCUUUCCAUUCAAUUCUCUAGCCACUCAGGCCGUUGGUCGGCGAAGUUGAGCGCCGACUCGAGAGUCAUCGACCAAAGCCUUUUGCCACUGUUGUCCAGCACCUUCCAACGCACUAUUAAGCAGCUGCACUCUGUAUCAUCCCAGAUCACCCAGCGUGACAUUCCGCUUAGUGACAGCAAAGAUGUAGGAAUGUUACAAAUGCUCGCAGGCCGUGCUGCGCCGCCAGUAUCCUCGUUGGUGCAUGACCUGAUUGUCAAGAGUGCUCGCAGCCAGCCUGAUGCUGAGGCCAGUGUUUCGUGGGACGUCAACUUGACAUAUGCUGAGUUGGAUGGGGUUUCAGAUAUUCUGGCAUCUCAUCUAGUCUCACUUGGCCUCCAGGUUGGCUCGACAGUGGCAACUUGCCUUGAAAAGUCUGGCUGGGUGCCAGCUAUCUAUCUUGCCGUCCUCAAGGCGGGUGGUGCCUUUGCUCCCCUGAGCCCUGCUCUAUCCGCUGAUCAGAUCUCCUCGGCUGUGGGGAGAUUAUCUCCGAGCAUCGUUAUCUCAUCUUCCCCUAACCUCAGCAAGUUUACCGGACUGGUAGAGCACGUGCUCGAUAUCUCUGACGUUGUUAAGAACCAUCAAGGCACCAACGUCCAACUACUGCCAGAAGUGACAGUCACACCGCGUGAUCCCGCAUGCGUCCUUUUCACAUCCGACAGUGUAGAGGGGCCUCUACUCGUCUUGGAUCACGCUGCUGUUUGUGCUUCAAUUGCCACCAACAGCAACAUCCACGACUUCUCUCCUGCCACAAGGACCCUCCAGUUUGCUCCCUAUGAUUCCAGCACUGGUGUCGCAGACGUCAUCUUUACGUUAGCAGCGGGUGGUUGUGUCUGCACUCCGUCAGGCCAUGAGCAACUUAUCAAUAUCGCCGACGCAUGCACGAGGAUGAAACCCUCAUUAGCCUGUCUCACACCAUCUGUAGCGUCUGCUCUCAACCAAGACGAUCUCCCGGGCAUAGAUACCAUUAUCCUCGCUGGCGAGCCCUCGGAAACCAAUAGCGUCGAAAAAUGGGUAUCAGCAACCAGCCUCAUCAACGCGUAUGCUUCGGCUGCCGCGCUCGGCUACGCCUGUUCUACUGCACCUCUUAUCACCAUCUCUUCUCCCCGCAACAUCGGAUGGCCUCGGGGCUGUGCCGUCUGGGUCAUGGACCCUCAAGACCCUACUCGCCUCGCUCCACCAGGUGCCGUUGGCCAAUUACUUAUUGAAAGUCCAUUCCUUGGGCCAAAGUACGAAAGUGGCAAUGAGGCCUCAGCUUCUGCAUUGGUUUCCCGCCCAGCAUGUCUGUCUCCCUCAUUCUUCGCGCCGAAGCCAACGGAGCCUGCACGCUGCUUCUUGACUGAGCAUCUUGUACGCUUUGACAUUCGUGAUGGUACGCUGCAGCUCCUUGGAAACAAGAACUCACAAGGUCAGCUAUUACGUCUUGAAUCACGCCAUAGCGAAUCACCAGCCUCGACAGUGGGCGAGACCAUGACCAUCACAGGGCCAAUCACCCCCAUGGCUAUCAGUGCUUCUCAGACCAGCUUGGAUACCGGUGCCAUCAAUACUGCCUUACAGACUUCUGAUGUGCGCUUCGAGCUACUGAAUCUUUCCCCCGAGAAGCUGUCUCGUCUGGAAGCUCUUCUGAAACCCUUGGGUUCUGUGCAAGACUGCUACCCAUGCUGCCCGGUCCAGGAGGGUAUUCUUGUCAGCCAGGUGAAAGCCCCGGGGACCUACAACAUUUUGGUCAUCUGGGAACUUGUCAACGGUGCCAAUACUUCCUUGGCUAGUCUCCGAGCUGCAUGGGAGCGAGUGGUACAGCGCCAUGCUCCUCUACGUUUGACAUUUGUUGAAAGUCUGCGCGAUGGCAGCGUCUUUGACCAAGUCGUCCUGGCGUCGCCAUCUGUCGACGUGGUGGAAAUGCCAUGGAUGGAAGACCUGACAGAAGACGAUGAUAUGCUGCAACUGACAGCUGCCACGUGGAGCAAAGACAAGCCACAUCAUCGCCUAGCGUUGUCCAGAGCGGCCGAUGGCAGAUUGCGCUGCCAGCUUCUCAUCAGCCAUGCCGUUAUCGACGGUCUGUCUGUGCAGACUCUUGGCCAAGAUCUUGAGAGGUCACUCAAUGGAGUUCUACCUGCCAGCCAGAAUACAGAUCUUCAACGCCUGUAUAUCCAGCAGCUACAGCAAGCCCCAGAGGAGGAUGCUCGUGAGUUCUGGAAGAGUUAUCUGGACGGACUCUCUGGAUGCCUCCUACCCAAGCUGACCGACUGGGCCGACCAGAAGCCAGCCCGAGUAUCAACUAAAAGGCGCAUGCUUCCCGAUGUCAAGCGGCUCAGGCGUUUCUGCCAGGAACAAGGCACUACCCUGUUUUCCUUGACUCAGGCAGCGUGGGCUAUGGUACUCAGGGCCUAUACUCUGUCUGACGACGUCUGCUUCGCCUUCAUGGCUACCGAUAGACACCUUCUCGGUGAUGAAGCUGACAACGCGGUCGGCUUCUUCAUCAACCUGAUGCUCUGUCGCAUUGGCUUUGAGGGCUCGACUCCUAUCGCCGAGAUACUCAACGCGCUGCGGGGAGAUUUCCUUUCCAGCUUUCCGUAUCAGCAUCAUCCGUUGGCCGAGAUCGCUCAUGAUCAAGGUGUUCCUGCUAGCCAGCUGUUCAACACCACCAUGACGUUCAUGACCGAUGAUGAGGACGACACUGAGUCUCACGGCGAUGGAAUCAAGCUUCAGAGAGUUGCUGACCAAGACGUUGCCGAGUAUGAUGUCGUCGUCAGGAUAUUUGACAAGGCUGAAGACAAUGUUGCUGUCGAAUUCUCGUACUGGAGUUCAGCGCUUUCCAGCGAGCAGGCAGAAAAUGUCUUUGGAGCGUUCCUAGCCGCGAUUGCCUCAAUUCCUGAAUCGACAACCGUCGACGAUGUCGACCUCAUGGAUGAGAGGAUGAAGGACCAGAUUCUUCAGUGGAAUGAGCAGCCGCCCACUCUCGUUGACUCUUGCACCCACGAGCUCAUUCUCGAUGCCGCCAAGGAGUAUCCCGAUGCACCUGCUAUUGAGAGCCACGACGGCAGCUUAUCCUAUGGCGAGCUUGAGCUUCUGACAAGAAAGCUUGCCGCACAACUCAUCAACCUCGGGGUUAGUCGAGAAGUGCCAGUCGUCUUCCGUGUAGAAAAGUCACUUUGGGCUAUCGUCGCCAUGAUCAGCAUCAUGAGAGCCGGGGGUGUUUUUGUGCCCCUUGAUCCUGCCUGGCCUGUCGAUCGUGCUCAGUAUAUCAUCGACAAUACUGAAGCCAGCAUCUUGCUUACCACGGAUGCUACAGCGUCACUGCCAUUGCGACGUAUUGAUGAUACAUUUGUGCUAUCUCACGAGUCUCUCAGCAAGUUGUCGACACCGGAGUUCUUGCCAUUCCAAGCUACUCCCAGCAACGCUGCCUACAUCCUGUACACUUCGGGCAGCACAGGCCAACCGAAGGGUGUAGUAGUAGAGCAUCGAACGCUUAGCUCCAGCACCAAAGCUCACGGUGAGGCCAUGCAGAUGGACCGACAGACGCGUGCAUUCCAAUUUUCUUCGUAUACGUUCGACGUCUCCCUGGGCGAGAUCUUCACAACCCUGGUCUAUGGCGGUUGCAUCUGCAUUCCCUCUCCUAGUGACCGACUUAGCAACAUAAGCGGUGCUAUCUCGAAGCUACGCGCAAACCAGCUCUUCAUGACUACCACGACGCUAGGCACCUUUUUGCCGCAAGACUGUCCCAGCGUGAACAAGAUAGUUUGCGCAGGCGAGUUGUUGUCGCAGGGUAUCAAGGAUAUCUGGGCUCCUCACGUCAACCUCAUCCACGCUUAUGGACCAACCGAGGCAUGCAUCUACGCCGUCGCAAUCGAUUCCAAUUCCCCAUCUCUUCCACCGUCAGUCAUUGGCCAUGGAAUGGACGGUAAUCGAGUCUGGGUCUCGCAGCCAGACGACCCUAAAGUCCUAGCUCCCAUUGGAGCAUUGGGUGAACUCCUCAUCGAGGGAUCUAUCGUUGCACGUGAGUACUUCAAUGACCCCCUCCGCACUAAUCAAUCCUUCCUAGAUAAAGUCCCCUCUUCCUGGGGCGUGCAGUCCCGUCACCGUGUAUAUCGCACCGGUGAUCUUGUGCGAUACAACAUGGACGGAAGUCUUACCUUCUUCGGCCGUCGUGAUGGACAGCUCAAGGUACGUGGCCAGCGAUGCGAGGCAGGCGAUAUUGAAAAUCACUUGACCACCAUCGAACCUGGUAUCGCCCACUGCGCCGUCCUUGUGCCAAAAGAAGGCGCCUGUGCUUCUCGAUUGGUAGCUGUGCUAUCCUUCAAAGCCUCUCACCCGGUUAUGAGCACGCGCACAGGUGACCUUCAACUCCUUGAUGCGCAAAAGAUCUCGGAUAUCAUGGUCAAGCUCCAAGAAAACCUUGCUCAACAAGUCCCCAACUACAUGGUGCCUCAAAUCUGGCUGCCAGUAGUAGAGCUUCCUUCAACAACGGCCUGCAAGACUGAUCGCCGUCGUGUUUCUCGAUGGGUUGACAAGCUCAGCUCAACUACCUUGGAUAGCGUUCUCAACCUUUCAGCCACGCAAACUUCCUCUUCUGCAGAGAGAGGUCCAGUUCAUAUGAUCCUUGCAACAGCCUGGGGCGAGACUCUCGGUGUUGCGGCGGACAAUGUUCCUGGUGACCGGUCUUUCUUCAGUCUUGGUGGUGAUUCGAUCCUUGCUAUCCUGGUUGUUAACCGGUGUCGGGCCCAAGGCAUUGAGCUCUCAGUCAGCGACAUUCUUCGUGGUCGUACAAUCGACGAGAUGGCAAGUGUUGUAUCUAUCUCGGAUCAGCAUUCCAACUCAGCUUCGACCUCGAUGGUCCCUCUCACUCCCGCUGAGAACCUUGCCCUCGGCGCCGGCCUGGUUGAAGAAUCUUGCCCACCUAGCCAGUCUCGAACUGUUCAGCUGGAUCUUGCCAGCCCCAUCCCUCCACAAGACCUUCAGGAUGCUCUGAACAAGUUGAUUGAUCUCCACCCAGCCCUCCGGCUUACAUUCGUCAAGGAAGAAGAUUCCUGGUUCCGACGUGAAGCUGCCGACGUGAGCAGGGUACUCUCAUUCAAUGCUCACGACGGUAGUGUUAGCACAGAAUCUGUACUAGACAAGUCCCGGUCUCUACUUGAUGCGACUAGUGGUCCACUUCUAGUCGUCGACUACUUCCAAAGCGAGAAGAAGCUGGCUCUAUCCUCCCUUCAUAUAUCCCUCGAUUUACCAUCGUGGGAGGUUCUGUUGCGAGAUCUUGACUGUCUCCUGUCAGGCUCACCUGUGGCCCAGCAAUCUUCACUUCCCCGAAACCAAAGCCACCAACCUUCUGUCACUUCGGUUCCAGUUGGAGAGACCAACCUCGACUACUGGGAACUGGAUCCCGAGGAAACAUACUUACCUCAUGAGAUGAAGUACGAGCUACGAAUUGACGCUGAAGCUGCUGAGGUUCUCCACAAGACUUGCGUUCAAGCUUCCUUGAGCCCAGUGGACGUUCUGGUCGCCGCAGCUGCGAAGUCAUUUUCACAAGGCUUCACGGAUCGAACUCUGCCCAUCAUCCAUGCCGUCGACAAUGCACAUGGCCAAGUCGGAUAUGGCGACUCCGUCUUCCCUACCCAAGUUCCCAGUAACUCGACAGUUGACGCUGCGGAAGUAGUAGCAAUGGCUAAGAACGCUCGCCUCAGCACCGGAUCAUCAUACAUGGCUGAGUCGUAUACGCCACAGGUUCUCGCUACUCGAAUUCCAGAAGUCCUUGUCACGUACUCCAACACCCAAGCAUUCCAGGGCAAGAUACUGAAGCCUUCGGGUGAAAUUUCUGACCCUGUUUCUCUGAUUCCCUCCUGUGUCAGCAUCUCUGCCAAUGUCCACGCCGACAAGUCUCUCGGUGUCGUGGUGGCUCACAGCUGGGAUCUGGGCCAACAGAAGAAGAUCCGUAAAUGGGUCCGACUGCUACAAACAGCACUGUUGGAUACCAUUCGACAAGUCGCCAAGGCGAACUUUAUGUCCCCUGCUGAUUUCCCUCACGUCCGUGUUUCAGACGACAAGGCAUGGGAGCGACUUCGCGGCACAAUCCAAGAAGCAUUAGGCCCUGAUUCAACUCAGAUUGUUGAGGAUCUAUACCCUUGCUCUCCUGUACAGCAGGGUAUGCUUCUCAGCCAAGCCAAGUCCACUUCAUCGUACACAGUCGACGUUGUAUGGAAGAUGCAGAUGUUGUCUGACUCCAACGUCUCUGUGGCACGGCUGGAGACCGCCUGGUCGAGGGUCGUGCAGCGACACGCUGCCUUGAGAACUAUCUUUGUCGAUGGAAGUGCCGCCAAAGAGGCAUUCCUCGCGACCAUCUUGAGGAACCCACCUGCCCGUGUUCUGCAUCAGACACUCGCGGAUGGAGAUGGUGUCGAGGGUCUUUUAGCGUUUGAUCCAAAGCUUCCCGGCUUUUCGCAAGAGCCACCUCAUGUCUUGACUAUUGGACUGUCACAGGACCACGCACUGGUCCAUCUACGCAUCAACCAUGCUGUGGUCGACGGCGUCUCACUUGAUGUGCUGCAGCGUGAUCUAGAGCGUACCUACGUCGCCGAGAACAGCUCUGAGUGGCUCACUUCGGAUCCGUCGUUCCGCGAUUACGUAGCCUACAUCCAAUCUCAAGACACAGACUCGUCCCUGGACUUUUGGAAGAACCGUCUCAGCACCGUAUCGGCCUGUCGUUUCCCCCAGCUACAAGUUCCCGAUGUUCCUAUCAAGAACGAGAAGCGCGUCUUCAAAACGAAGAUCGACGACAUUUCGUCACUUCUGGCGCUAUGCCAGGCCAACAGUCUUUCCAUCUCGAACGUGGCUCAGCUAGCAUGGGCCUUGGUCCUGCGUGCCUACACCAACAACCACCACGUAUGCUUUGGCUACAUGACCUCCGGGCGAGACGCACCUGUCCGGGGCAUUGAGAGCGGCGCGGGCGUCUUCAUCAAUCUCCUCAUCAGUGACCUUGCGCUGGAGGAUGGCAUGACCAUCAGGGAGGCUUUGGAGUCGUCUCGCGCCGGUCUCGCCGAUAGUAUUGAUCACCAGUACUGCCCUCUUGGUAAGAUCCAGAGUGCUUUACAUAUGGGCGGCGAGCCUUUGUUCAAUACUGUCCUCUCAUGUUACCGCGAAGACGACCCUGUCCAGUCCAAGAGCGAUGUUGCUGUUGACUUGGUUCACUUGGAUGACACAAGCGAAUUUGCCAUUGCAGCCAAGAUUGCUUAUACUCGGUUAGAGAUGGAACUCAGUUUGACAUACAGGACCGAGGUCAUCAGCCCCGAAGCCGCUGAUAUAGUAGGAGACGUCUGGCUUCGAACGCUGCAGUCCCUGCCAUCUCUAUUUGACCAGAAGAUCAGCGAUGUCAACUUGAUGGACUCCCAGAGUAGCCAUCUCGUCAAGACCUGGAACAAAUAUGUUCCCGAACCUGUCAACGCCUGUUUGCACGACAUCAUUACCGAUGUUGCGGCUCUACAGCCUGAUAAGAUGGCUCUUUAUUCUACUGCAGGAAGCCUCACAUAUGCAGAGCUCGACAACUACUCCACUCGUCUCGGACAUCACCUGGUUUCCCUUGGUGUCGGCCCCGAAUGUAUCGUUCCACUACUCUUUGAGAAGUCCAUCUGGGCUGUUGUAGCUAUGCUCGGUGUUCUCAAAGCUGGUGGUGCGUUCGUCGCCCUGGACCCAGCACACCCGGCUGACCGCUUGUCAUUGAUCAUCUCCGAUACUGGCAGCCCGGUACUCCUCGAUUCUCAUAUGCAGGAAGUCGGACCCCUCGUCACCGGAGACUUGGCCAGCUUGGACGUGGUGCGGUUUACUGUGACGGAAGCUUCUAUUCUGGAACUACCAGAACGAGACAACAAGCCGUGUACUACCGUUACGGCCGACAAUGCAGCCUAUGUGAUCUUUACUUCCGGCAGCACUGGUAGACCAAAAGGUGUUGUCAUCGAGCACCGGGCUGUAAGCACCGGUACCAAGGAGCAUGGGUCUAAGAUGAGCUACAGGGAAACUUCACGAGUACUUCAGUUUGCUUCAUAUGCCUUUGACGCCACCAUCGGAGAGGUAUUCACAACGCUCACCUAUCGUGGCUGCGUAUGCAUCGCUUCUGAAACAGAGCGUAUCGAAGAUCUGGCCGGUUUCAUGAACCGAGCGGGUGUUACUUGGGCCUUCUUGACACCUGCGGUGGCCAGAAUGAUGACUCCCAGCGACGUCCCAGCGCUGGAGACUCUGAUCUGCGGUGGUGAACCAAUUGGCGAUCUGACUCCUCGCAUUUGGAGUGAAAAAGUCCAGUUUAUACAGGCAUACGGUCCCACAGAGACGUGCGUCUUUGCAUCCGUCAGUGAUCGCCAACACCGCGAGGUUCGACCAGCUAUCAUCGGCCACAUGAUGGGUAGCGCCGUUUGGAUCGUCAGUCCCAGCAACGCCGAUCUGCUCGUUCCCGUGGGUGCAAUCGGUGAGAUGUUGAUCGAGGGCCCUAUCCUAGGCCGUGGAUACCGCAACGACCCCGAAAAGACAAACGCGAGCUUUAUAUGGGAUCCCGAGUGGUCGGUGAAUUAUCCACAGCAUGCCAAUGGGCGCCGUCUUUACAAGACAGGCGAUCUAGUUAGGUACAACCUCGACGGUUCCAUGGACUUUGUCCAGCGCAAGGAUACACAGAUCAAGAUCCGAGGUCAGCGAGUCGAGACUGGCGAGAUCGAAAGCCAUAUCACUAGUGCCCAGAAGGACGUGCAGCAUGUCUUUGUGACCUUCACCAAGAACGGCCGACUGAGCAAUCGGCUGGUUGCUGUCGUCUCUUUACGAGGUCUCGGCUCGGAAACGGCAACAGGCUCGCUGCGUCUCUUGCAGGGUGCUGACCACGAAAAGGCACAAGAGCUGUUGCGUACGGUCACGGAGUACCUUUCGUCCAAGUUACCCAGACACAUGGUUCCCGCCGUCUGGACAGCUGUCCAAGGAUCUUCAGUUCCCCUGACGACAUCUGGCAAGAUAGAUCGCCGUCAGAUGACAGCCUGGUUGGAGAAAGCUGACGAGGAUCUUGUUCGGGAUAUUCUGGCACUUGGUCAAGAGGAACCCGUCUCGGAUGACUCCCUGACUCCAGCUGAGGCUGCUAUACGCUCCGUCUGGGCUCAAGUUCUUAACUUGGAUCCUCGCAAGAUCAGCAGGGAGCAUCGCUUCUUCAGCUUAGGUGGCGACUCGAUUACUGCCAUGCAGGUCGUGUCCCACUGCAGGAGUCAGGGCAUUGAGCUCGCCGUCAAGGAUAUUUUCAAACAUCAGACUAUCGCAGCCCUCGCGGCAUUUGUCGACUACAAUCCCUCAGGUGAAAUCUCCUCAUCCUCCUUGAACCAGAAUCUAGACCUCUCGGAUCAAGUUGACGAGGAUUUUGCCCUAUCGCCGAUCCAGAAGGUGUACUUUGACCAGUAUCCCGAUGGAGUCAACCACUUCAACCAGAGUUUCUUUGUGCAGAUCCCGUCGAAGAGAAAGGUGGCUUCCUCAACCCUACAUAAGGCACUUGAACAGCUUGUCAGUCGUCACUCAAUGCUGCGUGCUAGGUAUACCAACUCUCAAGGCCGUUGGGCCCAGCGCGUCACAGCUGAUGUGACUGGCUCGUUGCAGUACCAGGAGCACACAGACAUUGCGCUCAACCAAGUCAACGACCUUAUCGACUCUGCUCAGCAGGCGCUGGACAUCCAACAUGGUCCAAUUGUCUCAGCAAAGCUCAUUAACCUGCCUGACCGUCAGGUUAUCGCCAUCGUGGCUCACCACCUGGUUGUAGAUAUGGUCUCCUGGCGCGUCUUGGUCGAGGAACUUGAAGCUAUCUUGACUGGCAAACCUCUCCCUGCAGCAGCCUUAACUCCCGUGCCAUUCCAGGCAUGGGUUCGGAUCCAAUCAUCUCAUGUUAAGGAACUUUCUGCACAGACAGUCCUUCCCUAUACCAUUCCAAAGCCUCAUUUGGACUACUGGGGGCUGGACCUCGCCAAGUCUAACAGUUGGGGCUCGGUGCGCGAGACAAGCUUUGAGCUUGAUGAGACCAUGACCAAAUUGCUCCUGGGUCCUUGCAAUGAGCCUCUCCAGACAGACCCUCAAGAUCUUAUGCUCACUGCAGCGUUCCGAUCUUUCGCCCAAGCCUUCCCCGACCGGCCUGUUCCAGCCAUCUUUACAGAAGGCCACGGCCGUGAAGCUGAAGUUGAAGUUGAUCUCUCCCGCACAGUCGGAUGGUUCACCUCCAUCGUCCCAGUUGCACUCGCCGAUGACGUGCCAGCUGACUUGAUCGAGACUGUCAUGAGGACCAAGGAUGCUCGCAGAUCUGUCCCCGGCCACGGUGUUCCUUACUUCUCCUAUCGCCACCUGUCUGAAGAUGAGGCGACUAAGACUGAGUUUGGACACCACGACCAAAUCGAGAUCUUGUUCAACUACCAUGGUCAGUAUCAGAGUCUGGAGAGAGACGAUACUCUCCUCAAGCCGAUCCCCGAGGGAGAGUUUGCCCAACGUGAUGUUCAACCUACAUCACGCCGUUGGGCUGUCUUUGACAUUGCAAUUUCUGUCGCUGCGGGGCGAGCCACAGUAUCCCUACUGAUGCCUCAAGCCUUGACACCCAACAUCUCACAGCAAGUCCCGGGUUUACCUUGA
Messenger RNA from Fusarium sp. VM40, 11130 nucleotides. NCBI's taxonomy places the organism in Eukaryota, Fungi, Ascomycota, Sordariomycetes, Hypocreales, Nectriaceae. The record is from the annotation of a GenBank genome assembly.